Messenger RNA from Protopolystoma xenopodis, 288 nucleotides. Lineage: Eukaryota; Metazoa; Platyhelminthes; Monogenea; Polystomatidea; Polystomatidae. The record is from the annotation of a GenBank genome assembly.
AUGGCCGCCCGUAGAGGAUGGGAGAGAGAUCCGGCGGCACCGGGAAAGAGGAGAGAGAAAGAGACAGACGUGAAGCCUCAGUCCUGGGACAGCCAGAACCGUCAACACCGCCGCAACUGGCCAAGUGUCUCGGCUGUGGGAAGUGGAACUAAUUUAUUGCAGAAACAGCACCUCAAACUUCUUCUGGCUACCAUUUGCCGAUUUGGACUCAUCUUUGCUGUCACCAUUUCAUUCACGGCAACUGCCGCCCCUCAAGAUGACUUGCCACCCCGUCGUACCGAAGCUUGA